UGCGGUAGGUAUUCUAAAAUUGUUGAAAUGAUAUAAUUAAUUCCUGAAUGUUGAUUAGUGUGAUGAAUUUAUAGAAAUAUUGCACCUGGCUCUUAUUCAAAUGCCCAUUGUGCGGGAAAAACAGGCAAAUCUCGCUAAAGCCUCCGAGAUGAUUUGCCAAGUGGCACAAAAAAUUGAAUCUCGUCCACUUCUUGUUUGUCUUCCGGAAUUUUUCAAUACUCUCUACGUCACUGAGUAUUUCAGGAUGAAUGCUGAAACCAUCCCAAAUGGUGAAACAAGUAUUUGUCUCUCUAAUCUCUCCAAAGAGCUAAAAAUCUUCAUUUGUGGAGGAUCCAUUCCCGAACUUGAUCCAGAUGAUCAAACUAUUCUUUAUAAUACCUGCACAUUUUGGUCUCCGGAAGGAAACCUCUUGGGAACCUAUAGAAAACUGCAUAUGGGAGAUGGAGAUUCGAGAGAUUGCUCAUCUGUCAAAGAAUCUGGAAUCUUCACUGGAGGAAGUAAUCUGACUACAGUGGCAAUUGGGAGAGCGAAAGUGGGCAUUGGAAUCUGCUACGAUGUUCACUUUGAAGAAAUGUGGCGAAUCUACCGGAAUCUCGGAUGCAAUUUGCUCCUAAUCCCGGCAGCAUGGCCAAUCAGCACAGGCUCACUUUUUGCCGAGGUCUGCCAACGAGCACGAGCCGUGGACACGCAAAGUUUCGUGGCAAUGAUUUCACCAGCGCGUGAUGUAAAAUCUGAGUACGUGACUUGGGGUCAUUCUGCCGUAGUUGAUCCCAAUGGAAUCGUUAUAAGUUGCGCUCGCGCUGGAGAGGAAGCUAUUGUAGUGCCAAUUGACUUAACCGUUUGUGAUAAUUCUAGGACAAAGAGACGGACAUUUGAGGAAAGGAGAACAGAUAUAUAUGAAACUAUACUAAAAAAAAAACAAUAGGAAAUGAAG
Messenger RNA from Phlebotomus papatasi, 934 nucleotides. Its product is annotated as omega-amidase NIT2-like. Gene Ontology annotation, molecular function: omega-amidase activity. The record is from RefSeq and is a predicted model, not a curated record. Gene Ontology annotation, biological process: oxaloacetate metabolic process; L-glutamine metabolic process. Gene Ontology annotation, cellular component: mitochondrion. The coding region runs from base 101 to 925 and encodes 274 amino acids. The transcript is spliced from 2 exons. NCBI's taxonomy places the organism in Eukaryota, Metazoa, Arthropoda, Insecta, Diptera, Psychodidae.